This is a messenger RNA of Brassica napus (rape), 3751 nucleotides long. Its product is annotated as protein LAZY 4. NCBI's taxonomy places the organism in Eukaryota, Viridiplantae, Streptophyta, Magnoliopsida, Brassicales, Brassicaceae. Bases 1784 to 2653 code for a protein of 289 amino acids. Gene Ontology annotation, biological process: gravitropism; regulation of growth. The record is from RefSeq and is a predicted model, not a curated record. The transcript has 6 exons.
CAAAUAGUUUUGAAGUUAAGUUUUAAGUUUUGCUUUUGGAAGAAAAACAUUUUUAAAAUUCAAAUAUAAAAUUUUCAUAACAUAGUAUUUUUGGGAGAUGCUCUCAGUGAAAUCAUUAAAUCAAAAUCUAUUUUGGUAAGAUGUCCACACAUCUGGUCUCCAAAGUUUUGGUAUGACCAUUAAUAUAUAUUCGAUAAUUAGUUUCAAUUUUGAUAUACUACGGAAAGAAAUAAAAUAGAUAAAUUGUAACACUAACGUGGCACCAUCAGAAGUGUAAAAAUAUAGAUGAUUAGAUUGCCAUCAAAAGAAGAAAAAAGAUGUGAUUAUAUAAAAAGUGUUACACGUCCAUAACAUUACAUGACUCAGUUAUUUGAUGGAUAGAGAGACUGAGAUUUUGAAAUCCAGAGGGUAAAAGGGGACAAUGGCACGAGUUCCUUCGUGGGGUUUUGCCUUUAUAAAUUAUUUCACUCUUUCUUUCUGUCUCCUUCCCUCUUAGAAUUUUCUGAAAUGCUCUAGAAUUCUUUGAAUAAUAAUAAAUCUUAUCUAAAAUAGUGAGAACGUACGUCAUUUAUUUUGAUACAAAAAUAUUUUUAAAACACCACGUAUAAUGAAAUAGAAUGAGCAUUGGUUAUUCUAAAGAGUAAAAAUGAAUUUGCAUUGAAAAUGUAGAAUAUAAAAAAUAAACUUAAGCAACAGAGGGAAUGACAUUAAAAAAAAACUGAUAAUGGUAACUUUUGCGUGCACUUAAUUAGAUGAACAAGCCAAGUAGCCAACAUACAUAAGAUAAGAUCAUGAUUAAUCCAGUUUUUUAACUGGAGUUCUUAGUUUCGGAUAAAAGACGUUUUUUAGUUUUUUUAAAUUUUAAUUAAAAAAGCUAAGAACCAUCUCUUAAAUAAAAGAUAUAAGAAUCGUCUUUUAACCGAAAAAUAUAAAAACAAAAUGUCAAAAUUAUGAGUUAUGAACCCCAGUUUCUUCAUGCUCUAACGAUAUAUCAUAUGAUCACAACAAUAAAAAUGAAUCAAUGAUAAAACUCGACGCAAAUAACAAAAUGUGUAGAAGGCUAGAACUAGAAGCCUCCACUCCACAUCUUCGUGUCAACAUAGUAACCACUCAGUGACAAAACAAAUACUUUUCUAGGGAUUCAACCUUAAUUUUUUCUCCUUUUAUAGAUAGUCGAAAUAUGGAAAAAGAGAUUGGAGACUUUAUGAUCAUACGAAGUGCCGUUUAUAUGAACUGUGAUCAAAGCCGUGACGUUCUCUCCAAUACAAAAUCAAUAUUUUAGUAUAUUAGUUAAUCAUUAUAUAAUAUUGUUACUAACCAAUCUUCUUAAAAAUUAAGUUAAUAACUAAGCUAUAAUACGAAUUAAAAGAAUGUUUCGUUGGACUUCGAUGGUUUGCAUGGGGAUAUGAGCCCUACGUUGCGAGCUGUAUAAAGAAGAGUAUGAUCUGAACAGAAGUUAACCAAACAAAUCCAGAGUUCAUUUUUAAAGAAAUCUUUUUUCCUUCUUCGUUAUUCUUUUUGAAGAAGUGAAUCUGGACGAAGAAUUAAGACCGUCAAUUUUGGAACUUGAAACCAUCAAAUUCAUCAAAAAAUAUAUUCAAAGAUCUUUUUUUUUUUGCAUUCCUACUUGUAUUUAAGCUUCUUGAUUCAUCAAAAAAAUAUAUUCAAAGAUCUUAUUAUUGCAUCCCUACUUGUAUUUAAGCUUCUUGAUUCACCAAGAACCUUAGUUAUAUUUUCCACCUGUUUCCUACUAUACCUUAUUCGGGGUGGUGACUACUAAAACAUGAAGCUCUUUGGAUGGAUGCAGAACAAGCUACAUGGGAAACAAGGGAACACUCAUAGACCAAGCACAUCCUCUGCUUCUUCUCAUCAACCACGAGAGGAGUUCAGCGACUGGCCUCAUGGAUUACUUGCGAUUGGAACGUUCGGUAGUGUGACUAAAGAGCAAAUACCAAUAGAGACUGUUCAAGAAGAGAAGCCCUCUAACUUGCACGUGGAAGGUCAAGCGCAAGAUAGAGAUCAAGAUCUUUCCUCCUCCGGUGAUUUAGAAGAUUUCACUCCAGAGGAAGUUGGGAAACUGCAAAAGGAGCUGACGAAGCUCUUGACAAGAAAGAACAAGAAGAGACAGUCUGAUGUGAACAGAGAACUUGCGAAUCUUCCUCUGGAUAGAUUCUUGAAUUGUCCUUCGAGUCUUGAAGUCGAUAGACGAAUCAGCAACGCUCUUUCUGGUGGUUGUGGAGAUUGUGAUGAGAACGAAGAAGACAUUGAGCGUACAAUCAGUGUUAUCUUGGGAAGAUGCAAAGCCAUUUCUACAGAGAGUAACAGUAAGAAGAAGAAGACUAAGAAAGAUUUGAGCAAAACCUCUGUCUCUUAUCUCCUCAAGAAGAUGUUUGUCUGUACAGAAGGGUUCUCUCCUCUUCCUAAACCUAGCGUGAGAGACACGUUUCAAGAAUCAAGAAUGGAAAAGUUACUGAGGGUGAUGCUACUCAAGAAGAUUAAUGCUCAAGCUCCCUCGAAGGAAACACCAACGAAUAGAUACGUGCAAGACAAGCAACAGCUUUCAUUAAAGAAUGAGGAAGAAGAAGGAAGUAGUAGUAGCGAUGGGUGUAAAUGGGUCAAAACAGAUUCUGAUUUCAUUGUUCUUGAGAUCUGAUCCUAAGUUCUCCUUUUUUCAUGUCCUUACAAGAAAGUACACAGAUAGAGGAUCUUCAUUCAUAUCAAGACACGGAAAAUUCAAAAAGAAGUGAUUCAAUCAAUUUUUCUUUUUCCUUCUGAUGAAAGUUUUUGGGUAUCUGUAGAUCCCAUGAGUUUCUCUUUUUUGCAUGUUUGAGUCCAUAAAACCAAACACGUUCUGGAAACUAAAACAUUGGAAUACAGUAAUUUAAACAUUUAUACGAGUACAUACAUGUGUGUAUAUAAGGAGAUAAUUAUAUAUAUACAUACAUGUAUGUAGUUGUGUAUUUUUCAGGUGGAUAACCUUAGUUUUAUAUAAAGACUUCCUCACUCUUUUUUUUUCUUUACACUUUGUUCUGUUCUGUCAUAUUUAUUCAAUAAAGUUGUUAAUCACACAAACUGUGUGGGUCCUAAACGAAAGCAUCCAAGUAGAUUAGGACAACCAUCGUCUCAGCCAGAAUAGCCAUGGAGUUACAUGGAUUCUAAGCAUAAAUCAAUUUGGUGGGUUCCUUAAUUAUGAGUUAAGUUAAAAUUAAAAAUACAUAUAAUUAGGUAUUGUUGAGGAUCUGUACUCUUCAACCUUAAAUCUAUUGACAAAACUUUCAUCCAAGUGUUUUUUUUAACUUGUGAUACUACUUGCUUACCUUUCUCCAUAAGAUUAAGAGCCAACAAAGUGCCACACUUGGUAUGGUCACUAGAAUAUUGCUAAAUAAGGAGGUUAUCCGCUCUAAAAGUGUCGUCGUGGAAGACAACCUGAACCAUAGAGUGAUGAGGACCCUUAAUUGUUACACCUUAAAGGUUGCAAUGUUCAAGUCUCAUUAGCUUAACUGAAAAAAACAUCAAAAACAAAACCUAGAUGCUAUAGAAUAUAAAUGACACUUAGAAUGAAACUAAUAUUACAUGCUGUAGUUUUUUGAGAUUAAAGAUUUCUGCCUAGAAUAGAAGAACCUUCAUGUUUCAAAAAAAAAUUAUAUGGCUUGUUGCUUGUGAUAACAGUUUUAGAAUCGGCCAGUUUUCAUUUUAUGAGCUAACUUGUAACUCGACUACUUCCAGGUUCAUCUCCUAAAUAUGAAAUCCA